Saccostrea echinata is the source of this 2383-nucleotide messenger RNA. Its product is annotated as IgGFc-binding protein-like. The coding region runs from base 106 to 2358 and encodes 750 amino acids. The record is from RefSeq and is a predicted model, not a curated record. The transcript has 8 exons. NCBI's taxonomy places the organism in Eukaryota, Metazoa, Mollusca, Bivalvia, Ostreida, Ostreidae.
GCCAACUGUUGCCUUUCCUGGACCAAAAACAGUGACGUCACAGACAAUUAUCGUUAUACCCCAAAUAUCAAGAACUCCAGUAGCACGUGUACUCUCCGGGAGUGUAUGUCCCUGUGUGCUUCCUCCCUCGAAUGUAGGUCCCUGGGGUUUGAUGAGGGAAAUUGUCUUUGCUAUGUGUUUGAUGAAUAUUCCACGUCUAAGACGGUAACUUAUCUUUCGAUACCCGGUUGGGAACACUUCGAUCUCCUUCAAGGUAAGGAGUCUGUCAUUGAAUUUUGCACGUUUGAUUAUGAAUACCAGGGAUCUAAUAUCGUUUAUAAAGACGUUCAAAAUUUUCCGGACAACAAAGGAACAGAUUUCGUUGUUGCAUUUAUGGAAAAUUUUCAAAGAGCGUUACCUGUCGAGCUUUUCAUAACCACUGCCAAACCUUAUGAAGUAAAGGUCGUAGUAACUUCUCCAAAAUGGAAUAUGCCUUCUGUGUAUGAGUCUUUUACUUUGACAUCUGGUCAAACAAAGCAAUUAUUCAUAAGCAAUGAAUUUCGUAUGUAUGGAACAGGCGAAAGUCAGAAGGCGCUCAGUGUGUCUGCCAGUGAUGAAGUUAUCGUUUAUGGCGUCAAUAAAGAACAAUAUUCUACUGAUGCAUUCCUCGCCUUGCCGAUUGAUGUCCUUGGCAGAGAAUAUUACACAGUAUCUCAUUUUCCCUCAAAUUAUAACACUGAGUUUCUUAUAUGCGGCGUUUUCGCGGAUACGUUUGUAGAAAUACGGAUAAAAAUGAGUGAUGAUUCUAAAAUUAAAUUCCGAUCGCAACGUUAUGGCAAUGGCGAUGUCGUCAAGUUUCAGAUAAGUCCAUUUGACACUGUUCAGAUACAAGCUCCAGCAGAUAUAACAGGGACAAGAAUUAACUCAAGCCAGCCUAUUGUGGUUUAUAGCGGAAAUAGGCGCACAAACGUUGGAUUUGGUACCAGUAAAGACCAUCUGGUUCAGCAAAUGACACCAACAAAUUCUUGGGGCAAAAGAUUUAUUACGUUACCUAUCCCUACUCGAACGACCGGUGACUACUUCCGGUUUAUUGCAAGCGAAGACAGUACCGUAGUAAAAACGACUGGAUUUGACUAUAAACUUAGUAAAAACGUAUCAUACACACUGUAUCUUUCAAAAGCCGGUGAUUUCUUAGAAAAAUACCACUCAUCAUAUCUGUACAGCUUUGUCACGUCUUCAAAGCCCAUCAUGCUGGUUCAGAUUGUGUCGAGCCAGGUUCUAGAGAUGGCCGACCCAGCCAUGACACUGAUCCCUCCGAUUGAACAGUAUAGCUCAGAAUAUGUCUUCACCACCCCAAAGUACUCAUUAGGCGAAUAUACCAACUAUUUUAUGUUUGUUGUGCACUCGAAAGAUGCAGACGGUUUACAAUUAGAUGGAGUGAACCUACCAUCAAGUCAGAUUUAUAGGCAAAUAAUAGGGACUCAGUACUUGGCUUCCCAUGUUUCAGUGUCUACUGGUUCCCACUCAUUUCGUCACACUUCACCAAUUGUGGUCUUUGGUGGAUAUAUUUAUGGACUCGCUAGGUUUGAAUCAUAUGGAUUCCCUGCCGGAAUGAGGUUGUCUCCAAUAAACACGCCGUGCAAUGUGACCAAUGGAGAUGUCCCAGAUGGUAUAGAUAAUGACUGUGAUGGGCUGAUUGACGAGGAAAUUUGUGAUAAAAAUUUAAUAGAUGACGAUGCCGACGGAUUUAUAGACGAAGAUUGUGCAAAGCAUCCACCGAUUGAUGGUCAGUGGAAUGCUUGGACAGCUUGGUCUGAAUGUCAGUUGUCUUGUGGAAAGGUUGUAUCCGAGAGCACAGGUACAUCCUUCCGGUCACGUGUUUGCAACAAUCCAAAACCACAGUAUGAAGGUUUACGAUGUCCUGGGAAAUCUUUAGAACUUAUUUCCUGUGUUCCAGAUGAUAUCUGUAGUUGCUGUCCGCCAGAUUUCAAUUGUGCUUCAAGCAACGGUACCACUCUUUGCUAUCAAAUACACGAGGAGCCUUCCAAAAUCCGAGAUAUAGAGGAAAAUUGCGAGUCAGAGGGGCAUCACCUCGUAAAAUUGAAUAGCAACGAAAAGGUUCUCUUAUUCAAAAAUAUGACGGCCAGUGUUGAAGGAUCGAGUUACCUUAUCCAAGGAGAAAGACUUGAAUAUCCAGGAGACUGGCUCUAUGAUGAUGGAUCUAAAGUGAGUGAUUUUUAUACGCAGUGGAGUAGUCAGUCCGACCCGACAUCAAUAAACAGUAAAAAGGAGUUCAUUGUCCUUCAUCCUAACAUGGAUUAUAAGUGGACUAACGAGGGAGUCGGGUUCUCUGUUUCAGGUUAUGUCUGUGAGGCAUAACAUUGACAAUGAAAAAGUAUUUGUU